GGGAAAUGUAGUGCCCAGAGCAGCGGGGCUCACAAGCUUUUGACGGAAGAUGAGAAGUGCGCCGCCCGUGGCAGCACAGGUACCGGAUAAGGACUCUGCACACCCCCAAUUUUGUGUAUGUGGUCGGAGGAAGGGCCCAGGUCCUCUGUACCUCUCCAAGCAAGGUGCUGGCCACGGUUCAACUCUGGCGAGCUGCUCGGAAGUCCCUGACAAGAAGUUAGAGAAGCUUCAACCAACCGAGGGUGGGGAUGUCUGACUUCAACUGGAAGAGAACCCGGGAGCCAAAGGGGUUAAAAUAAGCGAAUUACCGGGAAAACAAACAAAAAACUCCCCACCACUAGCCAUGGGCAGCCGAGAUCACCUGUUUAAAGUGCUGGUGGUGGGGGACGCCGCGGUGGGUAAGACGUCACUGGUCCAGCGCUACUCCCAGGACAGCUUCAGCAAGCACUACAAGUCUACCGUGGGAGUGGAUUUUGCUCUGAAGGUUCUCCAGUGGUCCGACUCAGAAAUGGUGCGGCUCCAGCUGUGGGAUAUUGCAGGGCAGGAGCGUUUCACAUCCAUGACACGACUCUACUACCGAGAUGCUUCUGCCUGUGUCAUCAUGUUUGACGUCACCAAUGCCACUACUUUCAGCAACAGCCAACGAUGGAAACAGGAUCUGGAUAGCAAGCUCACACUGCCCAGUGGGGAGCCAGUGCCCUGCUUGCUCUUGGCCAACAAGAGUGAUCUGUCCCCUUGGGCAGUGAGCCGGGACCAGAUUGACCGGUUCAGCAAAGAGAACGGUUUUACAGGCUGGACAGAAACAUCAGUCAAGGAGAACAAAAAUAUCAAUGAGGCCAUGAGAGUCCUCGUGGAAAAGAUGAUGAACAAUUCCAGAGAAGAUAUAAUGUCUUCGUCCACCCAAGGGAACUACAUCAAUCUCCAGACCAAACCCUCCCCAGGCUGGACAUGCUGCUAGCUCGCCUUCCUCUCCAGGUCUCUCAGCCGUUCCAUCUCCUCCUGUUGGCUGCUCACCUGGCCUAAAAAUUCUGUUGAAAGUAUUUGACCUGUCUCUUGCCAACUGCCUAGAAAGGAACACCACUGUGACUUGGGAAUGGCUGCCUGGAACCCAGAUGCAUUUGUUGUUCCCCGAUGUUGUCUGUGACUUGCUGACAGCCCGUGUACUCUAGUCAGUGUUUCCUGUGUGACAAUGAUCACCUCAUUCUUCCACUGUCAGAUGAGUUUCUGGGAAGGAAUAAAAAUUAGCACUUGUG
Molecule: messenger RNA, 1253 nt
Organism: Rattus norvegicus (Norway rat)
Lineage: Eukaryota; Metazoa; Chordata; Mammalia; Rodentia; Muridae
Gene: Rab29
Product: RAB29, member RAS oncogene family
Biological process (GO): positive regulation of receptor recycling; Golgi organization; regulation of motile cilium assembly
Cellular component (GO): vacuole; intracellular vesicle; cytoskeleton
Molecular function (GO): kinase activator activity; dynein complex binding; kinesin binding
Source: RefSeq, a predicted model, not a curated record